Molecule: messenger RNA, 1866 nt
Organism: Monodelphis domestica (gray short-tailed opossum)
Lineage: Eukaryota; Metazoa; Chordata; Mammalia; Didelphimorphia; Didelphidae
Gene: SPHK1
Product: sphingosine kinase 1
Biological process (GO): sphingosine biosynthetic process; negative regulation of apoptotic process; cellular response to growth factor stimulus
Cellular component (GO): membrane; intracellular membrane-bounded organelle; cytoplasm
Source: RefSeq, a predicted model, not a curated record
UUGGGCCCUAGGUCCAGGCUGGCGCAUCUGCCGGGUUAGCGGCACUUGUACACCUCGGGCUAGGGCUUUGCUCUCCUCUGCUGCUGUUGCUGCUGCUGACGCCCCAGGCUGGGCAGCUCGUCCGCAGAGCGGCGUCUCCGGCCGCUUCAGCUGUCAUUCUUCCCGCUGCUGGAACACUUGCCCGCCCCGCCGGCUACUUCCCUCCCUCUGCUUUGCUACCCAAAGCGGCAGCGCGGGGCAGGAGGUGGGGGUGGGUGGUGGGGUAGGGGUAGAAGCACGCAAUCAACACGGACACCGAGGGAGGGCAUCCCUGGCUCUUCGUUGCGGGGGUGUCCCAAGCUCGGACGAGAACCACGUGGGGUGCCCUGAGCUUCGGGGAGAGAACCUGAGGGGGGACCCCGCUGUGCUCCGGGAAGAUUCGGGAGCUCUCCGACUUGGAGGAUGCCCUCGAGUCAGGAUGGUCAUCCCAGCAGCUUUCUGCCGAAGCCCUGCAGGGUGCUGGUGCUGCUAAACCCCCGGGGAGGAACCGGCAGGGCCCUGCACCUCUUUCGGAACCGAGUGCAGCCCAUGCUGGAAGAAGCAGGUGUCUCCUUCACCUUGCGUCUGACGGAGCGGCGGAACCACGCGAGGGAACUGGUGCAGGAUGAGAACCUUUCCUCCUGGGACGCCCUGGUGGUGAUGUCCGGAGACGGGCUGAUGCACGAGGUGGUGAAUGGCCUGAUGGAACGACCUGACUGGGAAACAGCAAUUCAGAAGCCUCUCUGUAGCCUUCCAGCGGGCUCCGGCAAUGCUUUGGCCGCAUCGGUGAACCAUUAUGCAGGCAACGAACAGGUGACCAACGAGGACCUGUUGACCAACUGUACGCAGCUGCUGUGCCGGCGAGGGCUCUCUCCCAUGAACCUGCUUUCCCUCCACACAGCCUCGGGCAGACGCCUCUUCUCGGUGCUCAGCCUGGGCUGGGGCUUUGUUGCUGACGUGGACGUGGAGAGUGAAAAGUACAGGUGCCUGGGUAAAAUUCGCUUUACGCUGGGCACCUUCCUGCGCCUGGCUGCCCUGCGCACCUAUCACGGCACGUUGGCCUAUCUCCCGGUGGGAGCGCCUUCUUCGGAGAUGUCUGCCGGACCUCCCCCGGGCCAGGACCAACCAGGCCCUGUGGAUUCCCUCCUGGUGCCUCUGGGGCAGCCAGUGCCGCAGAACUGGACCGUGGUGCCUCACCACGAAUUCGUGUUGGUGCUGGUUCUCCUGCACUCCCACCUGGGAAGCGAGAUGUACGCUGCUCCCAUGGCUCGGGGCGCCGCUGGGGUUAUGCAUCUGUUCUACCUGCGGGCUGGGGUGCCCCGAGCUACGUUGCUUCGUCUUUUCCUGGCCAUGGAAAAGGGGAAGCACUUGGACCUGGACUGCCCUAAUUUGGUGUACGUGCCUGUGGUGGCCUUCCGCCUAGAACCUCAGGAUCCCAGGGGAGUGCUUACAGUGGAUGGGGAGCAGCUGGCCAGUGAGGCUGUCCAAGGCCAGGUCCACCCUGGAGGCUUCCAGUUGGUCAGUGGCUGCUCAGAACUAAAGCCUGGUCUGGAGCCAAAACCCUUACCCUGUUCGGAAGAUUCUGCUUCAUCGGAGGGGCCCUAAAUAGGGCUUGUGGACUCUGUUGGACUUGCAAUAAUGCGAGGCCUUAUUCUGCUUUGCAAACGGGAGUGCCUAGAGGGAAUUCCUCCCCUGGAGAGGUGGUGUUCCUAGACUCCAAAAUUAGGCAAGUCGGCUCUAUUAGAUGUCCAAGAUUUGACCACUCCAGGCCCAGAAUUUAUUGAACCCUGCCCCCUAGGUGUAGCAUACUAAACUGAGCGAUCUAAAUAAAAUGACUUUUCCAGGUUA